AUGUCAUUCAACACGCCACCAGGUCAAUCGUCCUUUGAUUUCGGGAAUGAUCCGAUAGCCUCGACUUCAACUUCAUCUUCGACUUGGAGAGGAUUGAGAAGAGCGCUAUCAUUGGGAUCUGGAUCCAAUAUCAAUAGUACAUGUGGAGGAAAUAAAAGACAAUUUCGUGCUACCAAUGUAUCUAGGUUGUCCAGGCAAUUGAAAGGCGUAACGACUACUACCACUAAUAGUACUACUACUACUAGUACAACUACUAGCAGCAAUACUAGUGCUAAUGGUAGUAAAGGUGAUUAUCAUCGUCAAUUAUCAGAAACCGAUAUAUCAUCAUGUUCGGACUUGAGAGAUGUAGACGGUAGUAUAGAAGAUGAGUGGCAUAAUAACAUGGUUGUCUGGAAAGAAGGUGAAGGUAUCAGUAUCAUUGGUUCAGGUUCAAUCAAUUCAAACUCGCGUUCCAGAUCUAUCGUAUCUACACUUGAAAGGGAAGAUGUACCUAGUGGACCAAGCUCACCUUGUGACACGGAUCACUUUUCACUCUCAGAUUAUACUACCACGACUCUACCUUCCUUCCCAAACCCUCCCAUCUCACUUCCUUCUCCCCUUCCCACGAUCAUUAAGGAUGACGGGGAGAACAAGCUCAAUACGAUCGAUAUCCUUCGUUCACCUUUUACCUCUUUGGGAACGCAUGGUUCACCUCCUUCAGACUUGGAUUCUUCACCAACAGACCCUCAAUUCCCUUUUCAUCCAACCACAGGUGCAAACACAUACACAAACACAGAUACAAACACAGAUACACAUACAAAACAGAAUGAAAAGUUUGUGUCUUCCCCUGUGUUGAUCGUGUCGACUUCACCUCAAUCUCCUUAUCGUCCACCUUGUCCUACUUUGACCCCUUCACCUCAAUUCUCCUCUUCAAAUUCCCCUAUCCUCAUCACUCCAGGUGUGUGUCCAUCUCCCGGAUCAUCCGGACCAUCAUCACCGGACAAACACAACAAAAAGGAUAUCGAUUAUAUAGGGGGAGGAAACACUUUGGCGCCGUUAAUACCGAUAAACACCAGCCCUGCUUCAAGCUCCACUCAUCCAUUGUUUUUCCCGUCACGUUUGACCCUCGACACAGCGACGUCAACAAAAACAAAUGUACCCAUCAUUACUACUGAAGACGCGAAUCACUCUGACUCCCCUUUGAAAAGAACAAUAAGCUCAAACAAAAAAGACAACGACAGUGAAGAUCAAUCUCUUCAAUCGCCUAUUGUUCUUUCGACGCGUGACGUUUCAGACAAUAAUAACGUUGCGAAUCGAAGCUCAUCAAUACAAUCUGAAGAUUCAAUGACUUUUGGUGAUAACCAGUCUCAACGUAGGCAAAGGGACUGGGCUUCCUACGGUGAUCAAAACCGUUCAAACCCUCUUCCACCACAGCCGGCAUCGACUGACCCUUUACCGGGAUCAUACGAUACUCAACAUCACCAACAUCAUCAUCACCAUCAUCAUCACAAACCUCAACCGUCUGUCCCCGUUUCCACCCGGACGACUUCGACCAUUUCGGGCGGGCAUAACUUCAGGUUGACCAACGUUGAUCCGGGUGAAUCACUCUCACCACCUCCUUCAUACGGUAAUUUUACCAAUUCCUCAAAUUCAAAUAGCUCGAGGAGAGACUCUAAAAAUACAGCAUUGUCAGGUUCAAGUGGCAGUUCAAUCCUUUCAUACUCCACUACUGAUUCGUCAUCGUAUCGUGAUCGUGGACACCUCAAUCAACAUUGGCAGUUCGGUGGACAGCCUGAUAUCUCCACUGUAUUCGAAGAAGAAGGAAAUAGUGUUGAAUUUGGUGAAGAUCAAAAUUUGAAGAAAGAUCAAUACGAAUUUGGUAUUCCAGUAACCUUGAAAAGUAGAAGUAGAGAGAAUUCUGAUUCAGGUCAUCCUAGAUAUCGUACACUUACUCAUCAAACUUCAUCUAAUACUCUAGUAAAUCGUCCACCUACCUCGUCGACAAAAGGAUAUUUCUCGAGGGAAAGAUCAGGUACAAUCGAUUCGCAAGCUGGAACUAUCACUUCCAAUCAUUCUGGCAAAUCAUUCAACAAAGUUGUUCAUCCAUUCGCAAACACAAUCAUAAGACCCACUUCACCUGUCAUCCCGACGAGUAAAUCACAUAACACUUUUUUAUCACCUCAACAUCCUAAAAGACAGGAAUCACUUGCUUUGCAAAAUUCAAGAUCAUCACCCAAUCUGGCAGAAACAUACAAAAUGUCUCAACCUGCUCAUCAACUUGCGCUGGUCUCCACUGAAGAUGAUAAAGACGAUGAAGAAACAUGUCCAGUCUGCGUGGAAAGCCUGAGCUUUACUUAUAGAUUACCAGGAGAGAAACCACACAUUGUACCAGACUGCGGUCAUGCCUUGCACGAGGAAUGCUUUGUGACUGUCUACGGGGAUGUCCCUCCGGAAGGGUCAAAAAAGGUCUUGGGUGUUUGCGGUGUGUGUCGUCAACCCAUGAGAAUGGCUGAUGGAGGCAAUAAGCGAGACAAGCUAGCCGUGUUGAUGGGCCAAUCUGGUCACAAUCCAGUUCGAAAAUCUUCUCAAUCCGCGCCGUCCGCUCGAUCAGUCAGUGGCAGGCGACAAAACCCAUCGCCUACUCCUCCUGAUCCCAAUGCGGAUGAUCCCCUCGAAGGUGGCAACGUCAGUUCGUCUCGUUCGAUGCAUUCGGAAUCAUCUCAACCCAAAGUGGUCGUACCUUCAAUCUCAAUUCGAUCUGAGUAUCCCUCAAUUGCAAAAGGUCAUCGAAAAGGUAAACAAGUGAUCACAGCUAUGGUCACCGUCGAAGUCCCAUCGGCAGGUGAUCGAGGUAGAUAUCCUACUAAACCUCGAUCUCAAGGAAUGUCUAGAUCCGCUUCGGGCGACGAACAAUAUUCACCUCCUUUACCUCCCUCGCCUCGAUCUGCAUCCGAAAUCUUCGGUGUACCUUCUACCGCUCUUAGUGGCUCUGUUUCAACUCCUGAUCCUUUCGCUCAUGUCGUGAAUGAUCUCAAACACCGCGUAGUCGACUACAAAACAUCGGGUCUUGAUCAAUUAGGAUCUUUGCGAUUGUUCGAUCUCUUAUGCGUUAGAAAAGGUCAACUGAUCAGGGAGUUUCACGUUUACCUUUUCCAAGAAGCUCUAAUAUGUGUUUCAGAAGAAAAGAAGUCUGGAUUCAGAGGCAUCUUCUCCCCGUCUUCAUCUGUUAGAAGCGAUCAUUCUGGUGGAUCUCAUCAUGGUCGUGGUGUACUUAAACUCAAAGGAAGAAUAUAUGUUCGACACGUCAAAAAGGUCGUCGAUACUUCUGUUUCUGGUGAAUUAAGCUUGACUAUCUCGAUGGAAGAUGAAUCCCUUGAUUCCUUCAUCCUUUGUUUCAAGGAUCGAUCAAGUCACGAAACUUGGAGAUCAACCAUCAAUCGCUUGCUGGAAGAGGUCAAAGGUGGUCAUAGCAAGGCAUCAAGACUCAUGGGUCUCUCUGCUCCUCGAUCAGCCAAUGCCCCAUCUUCGGCAGGGGGCUCGUCAAUGGGUAUGGGCUUUGAUCUCACUUCUCCAUCCACAACAGGAUAUUCUGUCACUCCAUCUACAUCGACAUUCCCUCAUAGGGAACCUUCAGCAGGCGAUCUCGUUUAUGAACAACCUAUCGGACCGAUUCAUACCCCUGUAGAUCUGGUGAUUGUACUAUCCCUUCCCUCUCCUUCAUUUAGCAAUCAACUUCCGCUCAAGGUCAAACUCAUGAAAACUUCGCUAUCUUUCAUCCUCGCUUUACUUGGACCUAAAGAUAGGAUCUCUCUCGUUACUUGUGAGAUGGGAAUUAAUGGAAUCGUACGGAAAACACCUUUCCUUUCCCCAUGCCGAUACGAAUCUCGAAAACGACUCGAGGCAUUUGUGGACACUCUCGGAAGUGGCAGAGAUGGGAAAGACGAUUUCGAAGUUCAGGUUGGUCGGGAAGAACGAUAUGACGUUGUCACAGCUGUUAACGUUGCUCUUGAUGUUGUCCUCCAACGAAAAGCGAAGAAUCCAAUAUCUGGUAUGGUGCUCAUCAGCGAUACUUCCGACGCUAUCAAACGCGCUCAAAUGGAUCUUGUUACUGCUCGUCUUGAUGCUGCCAACGUUCCUGUUCACGCAUUGGGUUAUGGUCGAUCUCAUGAUCCGUCACCACUGUGGAUGAUCUCCAAUCACACUCACGGUACCUAUACCUUUGUCAAAGAAUGGUAUCACCUUCGAGAUUCACUGGCUGGAGUAGUUGGAGGUCUCAUGUCUAUCGCUAUGGAUAAUAUGAAACUCCAUCUCUCUUGUCAAGAAAACGAUUUCCAUGUCACCAAAGUAUCCGGCACUACCCAAGCGAUAGUCUCGAAGAACGGUAAAGAUGUUGAUAUCGAAUUACGAGAAUUGAGAUAUGGUGAAAUCCGAGAGAUCCUAGUCGAACUGGAUCUUGAGAAGGUCGAAUCAUCUGACGAACAAAGAUACUCAGGAGAAGGAUCAAGUGAAUUUGCAAAUAAUUCCGAAUCAAGACAAGAUGGAAGAGUAGGAGGAAGUCAACAAGGCUCAACCAUACGAAAAUCAUCCUCAUUCAACGUUGAUCGAAGACUAGGCCUCGACACUCUGUCAGUCGGAGAUGCCAAUGCUCUCAGAGACGUGGUAUACGAAGAUGCUUUAAUUGAUGAAGUUCCAGUUGUAGAAGUGGAUUGUUCAUUCCACGAUCCAGGAGUUGGUAGAUCUGUGGCUAGAUUAGCUCAUCCGGUCUUACUUACAGUGGCCAUCUUACCGUCUACGGCACCCCUUUCAUCGACACCUGCAGAUCCGAUGAUAGUUCGAAGAAGAAUGGAAUUGUUAGCGAGUGAUAUGAUCACCAGAGCCCUUCUCAUUGCAUCCAGAAGGAACUUCACUCAUGCUUCAAGAAUCCUAAGGGAAACUAAGAGGAUAAUAGAGACUAUAGUGGAUGGAUUAAGAUCGCAUAUAUCGUCGUCAUUGAAUCAUAAUGGUCAUAGCAAUGGUGGAAGAAGUAAAAGAGAAGCUCAAACUAUGUUCGCCAUUGAUGGAUUAUCAGGUACGAUACAAGAUCUAGAUAGUCUGUUAGAUGGUCUGGAAGAACAUAAAGAACUAUUCGAAAGGGAUCACAGGAACUAUUCAGCUCAACAGGCUGGUGUACUUCGUGCUCAAAGAAGUUGGACGACGAGAACACCUACAGAGAGGAAUUACUGUACGAAAGAGAUUGGACAGAUUAUCAAUUUGAGUGGAGAGUGGCAAGGAAGAAGUUGA
Molecule: messenger RNA, 5259 nt
Organism: Kwoniella shivajii
Lineage: Eukaryota; Fungi; Basidiomycota; Tremellomycetes; Tremellales; Cryptococcaceae
Exons: 5
Coding region: 1-5259 (1752 amino acids)
Molecular function (GO): guanyl-nucleotide exchange factor activity
Source: RefSeq, a predicted model, not a curated record